Molecule: messenger RNA, 561 nt
Organism: Parathielavia appendiculata
Lineage: Eukaryota; Fungi; Ascomycota; Sordariomycetes; Sordariales; Chaetomiaceae
Product: cytochrome c oxidase polypeptide-like protein
Exons: 5
Coding region: 1-561 (186 amino acids)
Biological process (GO): mitochondrial electron transport, cytochrome c to oxygen
Cellular component (GO): mitochondrial envelope
Source: RefSeq, a predicted model, not a curated record
AUGUUCCUGCAGCGCUCUGCCGUGGCCCUGGCGCGCCGCGCUGCGGUCGCCCCGGCCCUCCGUCGCAGCAUCGCCACCACCGCCGUGCGCCGCAAUGCGGUUACCGACCAGCCGAAGAUCAAGACUCUGAGCGCAGAGAUUAAGACCGAUGACGACCUCCUCGGCCCCGGCGCCCGUCCCGGCACCGUCCCCACUGAUCUCGAACAGGCCACUGGUCUCGAGCGUCUCGAAAUCAUCGGCAAGAUGGAGGGCGUCGACAUCUUCGACAUGCGGCCUCUGGACGCCUCGCGGCUGGGCACCCUCGCCGACCCCAUCAUGGUCCGCUCCGCCGGCGAGGAGCAGUUCGCCGGUUGCACCGGCUACCCCGCCGACUCCCACAACGUCAUCUGGCUGAGGAUGGACCGCGAGCGCCCUGUUGAGCGGUGCCCCGAGUGCGGCAGCGUCUACAAGAUGGAGUACGUCGGGCCCCAGGACGACCACACCCACGGCCACGGCCAUGAUCACCACGGCUGGGUGGAGCCCAAGACCUGGGCCGAUCAUGUCAAGCCUGAGUACUGGUGA